GAGAAGCCAAAAAAUUGCUAGAAAAAUUUUAGGGUGUGGGUUCUAUCAGUAGAGAGAGUCUUUGGAGAUGAGGAAUGAUGGCCAGAAACCAGGUGGUGGAAACAGCGGCGGCGGCGGCAGCAGUGGUGGAGGCUUCAUUCCUACUUCAUUUAAGGCUCUUUCCAGUUACUUAAGGAUUGUUUCUUCUGGUGCUUCCACUGUUGCUUCGACUGUAAGGUCUGCUGCAUCAGCUGCUUCUGCCAUUGUGGAGAGGGACUCGGAUUCCUUCCAUGAUCAGGUGCAUUGGGCUGCGUUUGACAAUUUACAAUGUGAUGGGCACAUCACUAGACAAGUCCUUUUGCUUGGAUUUCGGAAUGGUUUCCAGGUUUGGGAUGUUGAAGAUGUGAGUAAUGUACAUAACUUGGUUUCGAGGCAGGAUGGUCCUGUUUCAUUCAUGCAAAUAUUACCAAAACUGUUGGCCUCAAAACAGGACAGAGACAAGUUCGCUAACAGUCGGCCACUGCUCGUAAUUUGUGCUGAUGGUUGCUUUCCUGGAGGCAGUGACUUUCAGGAAUGCAGUUCUCGUAGUGGGACCAUCCAUUAUGGGCAUGAGUUACCAAAUUGUAGUGGUGUGCCUACUGUUGUUUGUUUCUAUUCCUUGAGAUCACACUCCUAUGUGCAUCAGCUCAAGUUCAGAUCAGUUGUUCAUUUAGUAAGGUGCAGCUCUAGAAUCAUUGCCGUUCUACAGGCAUCACAGAUACAUUGUUUUGAUGCUGCAACUUUGGAAACGGAUUAUAAUAUUCUUACAAAUCCCAUUCCAUUGGGUUGUGGAUCUGGAUGUAUUGGCUUCGGACCUCUUGCACUGGGUCCCAGGUGGAUGGCUUAUAGUGGGAGUCCAGUAGGUAACUCAAACUCUGGACAUGUCAGUCCCCAACAACUUACCCCUCCUAGACUUCCUAGUCCUGCAUCAAAUGGGAGCCUGGUUGCACAUUAUGCAAAAGAAUCAAGCAAACAGCUAGCCGCUGGUUUAAUGACUCUUGGAGAUAUGGGUUAUAAGAAGCUUUCCAGGUAUUAUUCUGAGCUGUUGCCUGAUGGAAAUAAUUCACAAUCAGGGAGUCCUCGACUGAGUGGGCAUGGAGUUGCUAAUUCCCAACUGCAUGAUGUGGAAAAUGAUGGAAUGGUAGUUGUCAGAGAUAUUGUUGAGAAGACUCUUAUCACUCAAUUUAGGGCACAUAAAAGCCCCAUCUCCUCAUUAUGCUUUGAUCCCACUGGUACUCUUUUGGUGACAGCCUCGGUUCAUGGUCAUAACAUUAAUGUUUUUCGAAUAAUACCUAGACAUACAUCUGGAGCUGGUUCUGGGGCCUCGUAUGUUCAUCUUUACAGGCUGCAACGUGGUUUUACUAAUGCUGUUAUACAGGAUAUCUGUUUUAGUAGGGACAGUGAAUGGAUUUUGAUAAGUUCUUCCAGAGGGACAAGUCAUCUUUUCGCAAUAUCUCCUUUUCUUGGUUCAUCUGGAAUUCAAUCUGCUGAUGUUUGUUUGAGCUCAAAAGGCAGCGGAUUAGGUAUUAUGAUGAGAUCACCAGCUUGUUCAACUCCACAUUCUGGAGCACAGGUUUAUGAUCAGCAGUGUUUCCGUACUUCUGAUCCUCCUGUAACACUCUCUGUUGUGAGCCGAAUAAGGAGUGGAAAUAAUGGCUGGAGAAACACUGUAACUGGUGCUGCUGCUGCUGCUUCUGGAAGGAUGAAUUCUCCAGCUGGGGCUAUUGCAGCUGCUUUCCAUUACUACAAAGGCAGUGAUUCGUAUUUAGAUACCAGCUUUUUGAAGACUAAUUGUCACCUGCUGGUUUUCUCUUCUCCUGGUUGUUUGAUUCAAUAUGCAAUGCGGGUAUCUUCUGGUUUAGAUUCUCUGACGACAAUGCAUGAACUAGGCAUGGGACGUGACCCGUGUCUUGAGAAUGAUGCAAAAUUAGUGGUGGAGGCUAUGCGGAAGUGGAAUAUUUGUCAUAAACAAAACUGUAAAGAGCGAGAUGAGAAUGUUGACAUCUAUGGUGAGAAUGGAUAUUACGAUAGCAGCAAGGUAUUUCCAGAAGGAAUCAGAAAGAAGGGUGUUUACUCUGAGGCUAGAGACACGGUCUCGAAGGAUAAGAUGGCUUCUGAGGAAAAAUACCACUUGUAUAUAUCUGAAGCAGAGCUGCAAAUGCAUCAGCAUCGGGUUCCAUUGUGGAUGAAAGCUGAGAUAUAUUUUCAGACCAUGGCAACAGAUGGCAUUAAUACGAGUGAGGAGAGUGCCUUUGAAGGAGAGAUUGAGAUAGAAAGAAUACCUACUCGAAUGAUUGAAGUGAGUUCAAAAGAACUAGUUCCAGUGUUUGAAUAUCUUCAAGCUCCCAAGCUUCAACCUGGAAGGCAAGUUUUAAAUCGCAGCAAGGAUAGACAACUGCUGUAUCAGAGAUCUGGAAUGUCUGAGAACAGAAAGCUUGCCUACAUGGGCAGUUCUGGUUCAUUAGAUUCCAUGAGUGGGGGAUUAGCUGUGACCGAACUGCACAAUGGUGCUGAGGAAACAGGAUGGGUUGGUCUUCAGGUGCCAACAAACACAACCAAGGGUUUUGUAAAUACUGCUGAUUACUCCAAAGCAAAUGGUCGGCUUGAGAUUGUAAAUAAUAGAGAGAGCUCUGUGACAGAGACACAAUUUAGCUUCGUAAAUAAUAGUAUAGGUGUGCUGACAUCGGAGAAUCAAUUUGAAGGUAGUGGUGAUGAGGUUCUUUGAAGGUGUGAAGCUAUUCUUUUAUUCUCCUGGAACGUUGUAUGAUAGUGAAGAUGUUCGGAAGAGCGAGGCAAAUGGCUUUGAUUGCGAUCUAGGAUUGAUGAUAAUGUGUUGUUUUGUUUUAUUGCUGCAACUUUGUAUAUAAUAGACUCGAAACAUAUGUUGGCUAGUUACGAUUUGUAAAUAAUAGCAUCAUCUUACAGCAUUUUUUGCUCUCAAGGGCAUUACCUAAAUCUUAUUUAGUGAUGCGCGGCGCCUGCGUUUUUAUGUUUU
Molecule: messenger RNA, 3013 nt
Organism: Coffea arabica (coffee)
Lineage: Eukaryota; Viridiplantae; Streptophyta; Magnoliopsida; Gentianales; Rubiaceae
Product: autophagy-related protein 18f
Biological process (GO): autophagy; response to starvation
Cellular component (GO): cytoplasm
Molecular function (GO): protein binding
Source: RefSeq, a predicted model, not a curated record